AGCGCGCGUUAACGUUCCAUUAAUAAAUUAUUUAAAAAAAAAAUUUACAGAAAGGAAUCUCAAAUGAGGUGAUAGUUGUUUUCAAAAAAUAAAAACUGUGUGUGCAGUGAAUGUGAUAAUGUGUAUUACAACAUGUGGAUUUUUUAUGUUUUUAAUAUUUAUUUCUACAGAAUUAGUUUCUAAAGCGGAUGGCGAUCUCGCAUCGAUGAUAGAUUUCCGUUACUUUCGAUGUGUUAUGAAGCGAGAGUGGAAAUGUCCAGACAGCGAAAUCAACUUUUUUAUGUAUACUCCAGAACACCCCCAUCAACAUUUCGUGGAUCCUCGACACCCAAAACUCCUUCGUGAUUACGGUUGGAAGAAAACGAGGAAGAACGUUCUAAUCAUCCAUGGCUUUAAUGGCACCUACUCUAAAACACCGAUGACAUUUAUUCGAGAUGCGUACCUGUCUCGCAGAGACUACAAUGUAUUUAUGGUAGACUGGUCGGUGCUCACAAGAUUUCCUUGCUACCUUUCUGCGUUGUCUAACAUGAAAAAGGCAGCACAAUGUACAGCGCAACUUUACUCGGCGAUCACGCAAGCCGGAGCGCUGGCUAAGAUGAUCACAUGUGUGGGACACUCCUUAGGAGCUCAUAUAUGUGGCAUGAUCUCCAACCAUCUCACCGAGAAGCAGUACAAAAUUGUUGGCUUAGAUCCAGGUAGACCUUUAGUAUCAGCAUAUGGGUCUCGUCAGUUCCGCCUAGGCAGAGACGACGCAUACGUGGUUCAUGUUAUACAUACUAAUGCUGGUUUCCUCGGAGAAGACGGGUUGGUGGGCCAUGCUGACUUCUGUGUCAAUGGGGGAAGAUUACAGCCUGGGUGUAAAGGACACGUUAUGCGCAUAGCCCGUUGCAGCCAUUUCAUGAGUUCAUGCUACUUCGCCGCCAGUGUGCGCAAAAAACGACGCCUGGUCGGUAUACCGUGUGACAGCACGUGCCCUAAGGAACGAGGUCAUUGGGGCAUCAAGUUCGAUAGGAAAGCUGUGAUGCUUGGCGAAGAUGUUCCUGACUCAGCACGAGGGAUGUACUGCAUCAGUUUCGACCACAACGAAGAUUGUCCAUUCGAUUGAUUCUGAAGAAUUAUGAGGUCUUCAUUCAUUCAUCUUUCAACAGAUGAUUCAAAGUGAAGGGAAUUUAAUUAGUACACAAUUCCAAAGUAAUACAAUAAGUGGUUAAAGUAUUUAAGAAAGUAAUUUAUUGAUUUGUAAUGUAAGGAAUUAAAAUAAGUUUUUAUACUUU
Messenger RNA from Helicoverpa zea (corn earworm), 1274 nucleotides. RefSeq names its product lipase member H-A-like. The record is from RefSeq and is a predicted model, not a curated record. Bases 119 to 1105 code for a protein of 328 amino acids. The transcript has 8 exons. Gene Ontology annotation, molecular function: lipase activity. Lineage: Eukaryota; Metazoa; Arthropoda; Insecta; Lepidoptera; Noctuidae.